UACAAUUCGUCCUCCAUGCAAGAUGGCAACAUCGUGAUCGCCGUUUUGCGAAAGAAGCGGGAUCGAGCGGGACUUUCCUCUGUGUGUGUUUAUUUCCAGAGAUCAUUCGCACCUCGCACGUCAAAACGUGCAAAUCAGCCGGCCGGUUCAGCGAUCAUCGAUUUUCGCGACUCUCCCUGGUGAUUUCCACUUUGUAAUCGAUUAGCUUCGCGUUUACCUGCGGCGUAUCAUGUCGGAUGAGAAGAAGGAGACGAAGGCGGAAUCGGAGCACAUAAACCUGAAGGUGCUCGGCCAGGACAAUGCGGUAGUGCAGUUUAAAAUUAAGAAACACACACCUCUUCGGAAAUUGAUGAACGCAUACUGCGACCGUGUAGGUUUGGCAAUAGCGGCAGUAAGAUUUAGAUUUGAUGGACAACCCAUAAACGAAUUAGACACACCUACGACACUGGAAAUGGAAGAGGGAGAUACAAUAGAGGUAUAUCAACAGCAAACAGGUGGUUCGUGUUGAGACACAAUUCAUCACAUUUGAAAAAUGGACUAAAUGAAAUUUAUUGUUCCAGUAGUGUUUAUUUUUAUCAGAAUGUAUGAUUUAUUUUUGGUUUAUGUUUACUCCGCUCUGUAAGAAUGAGGACUUCAUCCUAUCCUAUAAUAUGCAGAAAAUGUAUAAUGUGCAGAUUUAUUUAUGUAUAAUUAUUUUGUUUUUAUUUCUUGAUAUCUGGAUAAAAUUAUUUGUAACAUGAAAUAAUUAUCUGAUAUAUGCUUUUAUUAUUUGAAGUCGCACAUUAUACAUUUGUUUGAAGUCUUCAAUCGUCAUGGCUGUUUAUUACUGGUUUGUAUUAACACAAUCCAUUCAAGUACAAUCAUCUGUAUUUUGUUUAGAAAUACGAGCUUAUAUUAUUGCUGACAGAAAAAAGAAAGAAAAAAAAAGAAUAUAAUCACCGUUAUUGUAAAUUGCUAUUACAAAUCUCGAGAUCUCGUGAUUUCUUUUGUAAACAUGAUUAACAUCACGCGAAAUAACAUUGUAACAAUCCACAGCUUGACUUAAUAAAUUGUCAUUUUUUUAGA
This is a messenger RNA of Nylanderia fulva, 1065 nucleotides long. RefSeq names its product Small ubiquitin like modifier (gene Sumo). Gene Ontology annotation, molecular function: protein binding. NCBI's taxonomy places the organism in Eukaryota, Metazoa, Arthropoda, Insecta, Hymenoptera, Formicidae. The record is from RefSeq and is a predicted model, not a curated record.